Molecule: messenger RNA, 813 nt
Organism: Myripristis murdjan (pinecone soldierfish)
Lineage: Eukaryota; Metazoa; Chordata; Actinopteri; Holocentriformes; Holocentridae
Gene: tspan33b
Product: tetraspanin 33b
Exons: 8
Coding region: 1-813 (270 amino acids)
Cellular component (GO): plasma membrane
Source: RefSeq, a predicted model, not a curated record
AUGGACAGGAAACUGAAUCUGGAUCGAGCAGAGACAUUCUCUUUCAUCAACCCCUGGAUCAGAUAUUUUCUUUUCUUUUUCAGCUUCUUAUUCUGGGUUUUUUCCUUGUUGAUUGUUGCGAUAGGAGUGUAUGCUAAGGUCCAGAAAGCAACAGACACGGUGCGGGACACGUUCCUGAUCGACCCGGCUGUCAUCCUAAUUGUGGUGGGGGUGGUCAUGUUCUUCAUCACUUUCUGUGGUUGCAUCGGAGCUCUGCGAGAGAACAUUCGCCUCCUCAAGACAUUCUCCUUUAGUCUGACGUUGGUCUUCCUCACCCAGUUGGCCAUAGCAGUGCUGGGCUUCUUCUACUCAGAUCAGACACGCGAUGCUUUGGGGAAAUUUGUGAAGAAAGCCAUCGUGCAUUACAGGGACGACUUGGACCUGCAGAACCUCAUGGAUUACAUUCAGAAAGAGUUCAAGUGUUGUGGUUGGAACAACUACACAGACUGGUCGUGGAACCUGUACUUUAAUUGUACAUGGGGGAACCCCAGCACAGAGCGAUGCGCUGUACCCUACUCCUGCUGCACCCCUGUGCCUGGGGAGCUGGUGAUCAACACCAUGUGCGGUUUCGGGGUCCAAACCCAGAACUUCGUGGAGGCCACAAAGUCAAUCUAUCCGGUGGGCUGUGCCGACAGAGCUGUCUCAUGGAUUGAGACUCAUCUAUUGCUGGUGGGAGCUCUUGCUCUCGGUCUAGCAUUGCCUCAGAUUGCAGGCAUUGUGCUGUCCCAGAUCCUGAUCUCUCAGAUCCAAGAUGAGAUUAGUUCACUGUUGUGA